CGCCACUUGCAGUAUCUUGAACUGGCCGUUCACGGCGAAACUCAGUUUCCGUCCUUGUGCUGAUUCUGAUGCUGAAGCUAAACAGAUACCAACCAAAGACACGGAGAGGAGAAAGAAGUCAAACAAUCUUGUGUUUGUUUUGUUGUCCGCCAUUGUUAUGGCUCCCGUAUAGUCGAGAAGGUGGAUUUGAUUGUAGUCUCAGUGCAUAAAUAUAUAAGCAAUCUUGUGUAGGAAGGGACCCAUGAAAACAAAAAGUAUACAUGUUUAGUCUUUGGUUAAAUAAUUAACAUUAGCAUUUAUCUGCGACAUCGUUAUCUCUUAAACAUUGCUCUAAUCCAUUGAGUGGUCUCUUAAUUAAUUUAAACAGCAUCAAUCUGGCAUAUUCGGCAUUAUGGGAGCCAUGGAGGAAGUCUCAAUGCGUUUCUUAUACUGGAUUUCACUUUCUCCUUGUUAGAGAUAAACUUAAGAUAAACAUAAAGAAUAACUUGGAGAUCAAGUCAUACUUAUACUUAUCCUAUUCGAAUUAUGUUUAGAAUAAUGGGUUUUACUACAAGUUAGUUUAGGAGUUUUAUGUCUCUAUAUAAAAAGAUGGGUGAGUUAUGCCAUGAACUUGUGAGAUUAAAGAUGAUUCGUGAGAGUUUAAGUUUUGAAGAAUUUUCUUGAGCUAGUAAAGUGUGAGUUCUAUAAUCUUGAGUUUCAUACACAUACGUUUGGAUAAGAAUCCUCACAUUUCUUUUCAUUUGUGAUUUUCAAAUUUGUGUUUUUAAAAAAGGCAAAUUGGAGGCUUUCCACUAAUGAUAUCGCUUUUUCAUUAUUAUUAUUUUUUGGGAAAAUUGGAAAUAUGGAAUAAAAAGACAAGUAGAUUGUCCCUUUGCCAUAAUAUGAAUUAUAAGUUGUCCUAAUGUCAUAAUGUUUUCUGUAAACCCAAUUAAACCCCUAAUCUAAUCUUUUAAACGUUUUUGUUAAUUUAAUUAUGUUAAAAAAAUAUUAUUAUUAUUUUUAAUUAAUUUAAUUAUUAAAAAAAAAAUACAAAAGGGGAAAAUCGACCAAAAUUUCCCCCAAGCUCGACGAACCCUAAUUGCUCUCUCCUCCUUUGGCGACAGAGAGAAAGGACGAUUUGAAGGGGAUCUCGCCGUCGCCGGUGUCGUUUUGGCCGGUAAUACUCCGCCGGUGUUCUUCUUCUUCUUAAUCGAAGUCUCAGAGACCUCGUCUCACUUCGCGACUCGUUCUCAAUUAAGUCGCCGAAGACCGCUGAAGCUCGUACCUCGCCGAUAACUGAACUCGUGCCUCACCGCUCCGCUCUCACUCUCUCAGCCAUAGUUUCAAGCAAACCAAUCGAUUCUCCUCAGGUUUGUUUAUGAAUUUUUUGCAUGUCUUUGUAUCUCUUACUUGAGCUUGUUUAAGAUCGAUUUUGAAUGUCAUAAGUUUCGAUUCUUUUUUCUGUGAAUUAUUAUUUAGGCUUCAAUCUUAUCAAAAUUUCCUACUUUUUUGAGCUUUGGUUAAUUUGUUUUUGUAGCAACCGAUCUCUAGUGAUUGUGUUUCUUAUCAAAAUUUCCUACUUUUUUGAGCUUUGGUUAAUUCUCUUGUUUUAUCUUGUGAAUUAUAUUAUGAUGCAUGCGUUUAUAAAUAUUGACUGUAGUGAUUGUGUUUCUUGCAUUGUUUAUAGGUAUGACAAUUGAUCAGUUGCCUAAAUGCUUAUUCAAAGAGGGAACUGAAACACAAGUUGAGAAGGUCAACAACAGUUGUCGAACUUCCAUACUUGCGAAGGUGGCGAAGUACUGUCCAGACGAGUACAAAGAAGUGUCGGAGGAUCCGCUAUUUGCUCAGAUUGUGGCCAUUCAUGUACACAAGCUUCAGUUUUCGGCAAGAGCGAUCCACACCUUCGUUUGCAAGCAGCUUCUGUCCGCAAAGCGUUAUGAGUUGUGGUUCCAUUAUGCUAGGAGGCCUCUCAGAUUUUCAAUGCAAGAAUUCUAUGCCAUCACAGGUUUGAAAUACAAAGACGAGCCCGACUUGGAGAUUGAUGACUGGGCAUAUGAUGGAGGGUUUUGGAGUAAGUUGCUAAGGAGACAGAAAAAUAUUUCGGUUCAGCAAAUCAGGAAGGUUCAUGUGAAGUUGUGUAAUACAUGGUCUCGUGUUGAUAGGCUGCGGUUGGUCUAUUUGUGUGUGAUUGCUGGUAUUCUUAUGGCGAAGGAUGAGAAGGUGUGGAUCCCAUACAAGUACAUCAAGCUCGUGAUGAACUUCGAGAAGAUGAGGAAAUAUCCGUGGGGUCUUCACUCUUUUGAUAUGCUGGUGAGUUCCAUUAUCAACGCUAGGGAUAAAGUGAAGACGCAAAACAGUUAUGUCGUAGAUGGAUUCUCGUAUGCACUUCAGAUUUGGUUGAUGGAAGCUGUUCCGGACAUUGGGUCUCUUUUGGGUCAGAAACUGAGAGAAGGCGUGACUACCAUGAGGUGCAGGAAUUGGAAAGGAUCUGCUAAGAUUUCCUAUGAGGAUAUUAUUACCAUAGAGUCUAAUUUUGCUUCCACCGGAGAUGUGUUUCCAUCCAUUUCUACAUCUGGAAAUUUCAAAGACGUGAUUACUGAUGCCGAGUUUGUUCGAGCCUGUGAGAUGAAGGAUGAAAGAGUUGAUCUAAUCAUUGACAUGCAGCGAAACAAGUAUGACUGGAGUAAGCAUGUUUGGGCUUAUAAGGAAACAGUGAAACCAUUUCAGUACAGUUCUGAGGAAGAUGGUUCAGAUGAGGAAGCGGCUGUAGAGACAAGUGAAACUGAAAUUGAAGAAGAAAUAGAAAGCACCCGUGUGUCUCCUACUAAGAAGAGGAAGAACAGGUUUCGGGAUACUGGUGCGGAGUCGAGGAAGAAGAGGUUACUUUGCCAAAGAUCAACCGAGAAAUAUAGAGAUCUUGAAGAGGAAAUGAAGUCCUAUAUCCAGAGUAUGUUUAACUCUUCUUUUACUGCCUUAGGCCUCGAGGUACGCGAGAUUAUUGAAGACCGCUUUACCAAAUUAGAGGAGAAGAUCCUUUCAUCUCAGACUCAGGGUGGUGCGCCUGCUAAUACUCAGACUCGUGGUACUGAUCCGUUUUGGACUCCUUCUGCUGCUGCUGCUGCUGCCACUGCUCCGGCUUCGGUUUCUGGUCGUCCUCCUGCUCCUACUCGGGCUUCUACCGAAGCUCCUGCAUCAGUUUCUACUCGUGGUCUUGCUCCUUCUCGCAGUGCGGCUUCUGCUCCUUAUCGCAGUCGAGCUUCUGCGACUGCUCACAAUGGUGGGCCUGCGAAUGCUGCGAAGACAAGGUCUCAGACAAAGGUAAACAAGAAGUAGAUCAUUUUUCAUGUCUUCGGUUGCUGUUAUAUUUUCAUGUCUUUGGUUGCUUUUCUUUUUCAUGUACUCGGUUUGCGGUUUGUAAUAUUAUUUUAAGGAUGAUGUUGUCUUUGCUGUGUGUAAUAAUUAUGUAAGGAUGAUGUUUUGGAUGGAAUCUUUCUUUUAAAAAUAUUAAUGUCAUGUUUUGUGUUUUAUAACCAGGAUGCAGAUUUGUCUGAUGUGUUUGGCAGCUUAUUUAGCACCUUAGAUGUGAAUAUAGGGACCCAAGAGUACUUACAGAAGACAAUGGGUAACCUUACACAAGAGUCAAAUGUUGACGGUUUUGAUCCAUCUCAAGACAAGCAGUCCGAAGGACCUUCUGAUUUCACUACGCCAAUGACUUCGUUUCGGCCACAGAUCUUCAAAACACCAUUCUUGGUUGAUAGUGAUGAUCUAGAAGUUCGUUGCAAAGCGAAAGACUACGAGCUAGUUUUCCUUCCAGAAGAGAAAUGGGCCAAACUAACUGAAUGGACAUUGAAUCCCACGUAAGUUAUUUGAAUUGUUUUAUUUAUUUUUCCUCAAAUCUACCUCUUCACUAACAUCACAGCAAUGCUUUCUUUUUACAGAGUACUUCAGAUUGGGCCAUCUACAUUUGAUGCAGAGUUAGCCUCGCGGAUUAUUGGGCCUAAUAUUUGGUUGAAGAACUUUGUGAGUUUAGCUCUGAAAUAUUUUGCAGAUUGCUUUUUGUUGUUGGUUCUCAUUCCUAAACAAAAUUGUAUUGUCUUUUUCAGGACAUGGACGCCAUGAUGUAUUUGUUUCGGGAGAAAACCACAUUGCGUCGGUGGAGUCCAGACCGAGUCGCAUUUUUGAACUGUAUGUUCAGUAAUCAGAUUAUCACGGCCUAUGGGAAGUUUGAUGGAAACAGGAGAGGGUACAAAAUCGACGACAAUUUUCUCGAGUAUGGAAGAGGCGAGCUUCCAUAUCAUGGAAGCACAGGUUCAGUAUGGAGCGUUGAUGUCGAUCGUCUCUACAUCCCUAUAUGUGUUAACCAAAUCCACUGGAUCUCUAUUUGCGUCAAUCUUGUGAACCGGACAAUUGAUGUCUUCGAUUGUGGGGGUAAGAAGAACAACAGGGUCAUCGAAGCUUUUGCCGUCCUCAUUCCACGAAUCGUCAAGGCAGUCCAGUCGCCAGAGAGGAAGAAAGAUUUCAAUGUGAAACAGUAUACUGUUUCAUAUGUCCCCAUGCGCGGCCUAAACAUGAGUGGUAAUGAUUGUGGUGCUUAUUCAUUGAAGUUCAUAGAGUGCCAUCUACUUGGAUUAGAUUUCUCAUUGGUGAACGACGAGAACAUCAAAGAAGCCCGACACAAGAUAGCUUUUGAUCUUUGGGAAGCAGCAAAUGAUGCGGUCUUGCAAUCUCGGAUGUCUACAUUUAAGCCUCCAAAACGUGCUCCGGUGAAACCUGUUGACCUCGGUUGACUUCAUGAUUUUUAGCUUGAUCCUCUUAGAUUUCAAGUUUGUUUCUUCUUUGGGUUUAAGACAUGGUUAAUUGAUUCUUACAUUACUCUUAUUGUUAUGGAAUUAUUGGUUUUUCUACUAUUUUACUGUUUCAUGAAUUACUUUAAGGAAAUAAAUCACAUAGGGUGUCAUUAUAUACUCUAAACCCUAAAAUACCGUAAACCCUAAAUCAGCUCCGAUUCAUACUCUAGAACCUAAAGUAACUUUGAUUCAUACCCUAAACCGUUUAUUAGCUAUGAUUCAUACACUAAACCGUUUAUUAGCUAUGAUUCAUACCCUAAAUCCUACAUUAACUAUGAUUCAUACCCUACACCCUAAAUUAGCUUGAAGUUAUAUCAAAAACUUUAGUAUAGAUAGGUUUCAAAUACAAUACCCUAAAUCACAUAAAGAAAGAAAAAUAAUUUUUUGUUUUAAAAAAUAAAAAUUAAGUAUA
Brassica rapa (field mustard) is the source of this 5238-nucleotide messenger RNA. RefSeq lists its product as uncharacterized. Lineage: Eukaryota; Viridiplantae; Streptophyta; Magnoliopsida; Brassicales; Brassicaceae. The record is from RefSeq and is a predicted model, not a curated record.